AAAUAUUUUUAUUUUGUUUUCCUCUCGAUGAAAAUCAAUUCAAAUGGAUUUCUAAAGCAUGUUUUGGUCUUUGAUUUUCUGCUACGACUGACUGUCAAUAUAAACAACCAGAAGACACCAGUGAUUUUUUUCUCUCAUUUAAAUCGGACCUUCGAGUUGUCAAUUUAUUGGCUCUUUAUGGCGGAGUAUUAAAGGGUUUGUUGGCGAUUGCAGAAUCCGGAUUUAAUAAAUAUUUACAGGGUAGAGCAGCAGGGUAUAUAGGAUAGAUGUUACUAAUCCUCGACUCCUAGCUAUGACGGAUGAUUUGUUGGAUAUUUUUCUCUCCAAAAUUAGAAUAAGGAAGAGGUGAAUGCCUCUUUUUCUUGGAGACUGACAUUGAUGGAUUUGAAAUUGGAUUUAUUUUCUAUGGAAAGUGAAGAACAUGUUGAAAGAAGGGCUAAGAUUCUCAUUCCUGAACAUCAUACGACCACCUCGUUUUCAACUGUCUUUGAUAUUGCAGUAUAUUUUGUUUUUGACUGUGGUAAUAUUUGUUCUUAACAACACGAGUACCUUACCACCCCCUCCAAUAAAUACAAAUGAAUACUAUUGUGAGAAGGAUUUUGGAUAUUCAAAUGUUUCGCUAGAUGAAAUUUUAACUGGAAAAGCCAACUCUUUAAACAUUAACAACUUUACAUACAUUUACAACCCUAACAAAACAUGUAAGAAAUAUUCAAGAACAACUUUACUUGUACUUGUGAAAUCAGCGGCUGGUAAUUUUAGGAAGAGGCGUUUUAUCAGAGAAACAUGGGGCAAAGAUGCUAAAAAAAGAGGAUUCAGAGUUUCCUUUCUUCUUGGGUACAGCGAGUCGGAUAGAGUGUUCGUGGAUUAUGAACACGAGUUUCACAAGGAUAUCAUUCAACAAGAUUUUCAGGACUCUUACGCAAAUAAUACUUAUAAAAUUAUGAUGGCAUUUGAUUGGAUAUUAAAAUAUUGCAAACGUGCAAGCUAUAUACUCAUAGUGGAUGAUGAUAUGUACGUGAAUGUUCUAAACACCAUCAAUUUCAUUUUGCAAGCAGAUAUGGAUAGACAUAAUUAUCUUUAUAGUGGAUAUCUUAUCAAGGAACCGCUUCCAGAUCGAAAUAAUGAAAGUAAGCAUUAUAUAUCUGAAAAGGACUAUCCUUAUCUGUGUUAUCCACCCUAUAUAGCAGGUGCUAGUAUAUUUCUGAAUAAGAAUACAGUAAAUCAAUUCUUUAAUGUUAUGUCAUAUAUUCCGUAUAUUCCAUUUGAUGAUGUUUUUAUAGGAUUUCUUGCUCAAAAACUUCAUAUCAAACCGUCCAGUAACUCUUUAAUUAGACUAGGAGAACAUUCCUUUAAAGAUGAUAAAGCAAAUGAAAUUAGCUGCAUUAUAUCGCAGCAUGGAUAUGAGGUUGGAUAUAAGUUUCGGAUUGCAUACAAUACCACACACACGCAUGUUAAGACUUCUUUUAAAUUGUUCGAAAAAGAUCUUCAGCAAUAAUGAUGGAUAUUUGAGAAUUUAGAUGAAUGAAGUUAAAUGCCAAAGAUCAUAAUAUAUGAUUGAUAUGGAUGUUGAAGGGAAACCCUACUUAUUGAUUUGCGCCGAGAAAUGUUCACUGAAAUUAUAAUUCUAUUCUUGAAAUGCAAAAAAACCAGAAUAUUUCGAAAGAUGAAAUGUUUGUUAAUUAAAUUUUUGGUGAAGGAUCGGACAAAGUCGAAAUAAUGAAUGGUAGCAUGGGGUCUCCUUCCACGUUUAUUAUCAUAAGAGAUUAUGCAUUUUUUUCUACUUAGUUUUGAUUAAGGGUAAACUGUUGACGUGCUUCUGUAUGCUUUUGUACUUGGGAGGUGUCUUGAUUACUAGAUGUGAUUGAAUGCAUUGCAUAAUGAGGAAAAAACCGCCGCCAUCUUGAUAAAUAACCUGAAUUUGCAAUAAUCAGGCAAAGGUUUUAUGUCAUUCUUGGCUUUUUUCCUUGAAUUCUUUUGUUUCUUUCAUAACAAAUUAACAAAAACUUUAAAGGCAUGUGUGAUUGUUUUGUAUUUUAUUUUAACCUUGGGACGAUUUUGUUUUAUUCUUAUUUUUUUUUUUGAAUUGUUCUUUUACUUCCUUGACAACAUAAACAAUCAUUUUAAAUAGAUUGUUCAGUUUGUAUUGUCAAACUUUGUGUUCGAUUUUUAUCAUUUAGUGUGAAAUGUAUAAUUACAAAUAAUACAUGUAAUCAAUCAUUUUGCUUUCUUACAUUAUACACAUUCGUUCUGCAUAAAGAAUAUCUGCUUAAUAUAAGACUAAUUUUAUUAUGUAUCAUGGUUACAUACUUUAAUGGUAAUGAUCUAUAUGAAAAAAAAACUCCAAAAUGGUUUUUGGUCAUCUGUUUAGUCACGGAAACAAACAGCUUUGUAAAAAAAAAAUUCACUAUGGCUGAUUAAAAUAUGCGUUUUUAGGAGUUGAAAAUAUCCAUUGCAGCAGGGUUUUUGUUGUUAUUUUUUAAAAAACUAUUUUUUAUUUAUGUUUUUAUCAAACAAAUCAAGAUUAAUGUAGAAAAAAAGAUAAAUCGGUGUCUUCAAUGGCUUUGACCAUUGAUUGUAAUGGGUGUGGAAGUUCGCAAAAAAGCACUUCUUAAUAAUAAGGCAGCUCUCAUAGCUCAAAAAUUACCAAGAGUAUUUUUAUAAUUUACACUAGUCUAAAGGAAACUUUUACUAGCUUAAAGUCUACUAGGAAAGCCAAUAAAAAAGUAAUUUUAAUAUUAACGCAGAUCUAGUCAACACAGUCUGUAGAAGGGCUAUACACCCUUUGGAUAUCUUAGAAUAACCAUUUUACGUAAGUGGUGCAUAUAAUUUUUUAUAUUCCUUUAUUUUUCGAAAUUGUUCGAGAUAAGCGACCUGGAACUACGCACUAACAGCGCACAAGUAAGGUCCCCCUAUGUGAGUGUUUAAACCUUUAUUAAUCACUGUUUUCUUGCAAUGACUUUUGAAAAGUUGGUGAAAUAUUAAAAGAUACAUAAGAGAGAACUGAGAUUGAAGUUUUUUGUCUAUAUGCUCAUGUAGCUACUUAAUUUUUGUUUCAAUGCUGCUGCUUUACAAGCGACAAAAAGUUGUCAAGAACUGUUUUUAAUAUUUUAUUGACUUGUUUAUUGAGGUAUACAGUCUGCUUAUUUAUUUAUAUCUUCAGCUUCUAAUGACUUCUAGCAAUAAAUUGAUGUGCACAUUAUUUUUAAAAAUAUUUUAUAAAUGUGAAUAUAAUUUUAAAUACUCAUGUUUGACCUGCCAUUCCGUCCUUCCAUUCAUAAUGAAUUGUCUAUUUCCUUAUAAUUAAAAAAUGUUGUUUUGAUUU
Messenger RNA from Saccostrea cuccullata (small rock oyster), 3322 nucleotides. RefSeq names its product beta-1,3-galactosyltransferase 5-like. Gene Ontology annotation, cellular component: Golgi membrane. NCBI's taxonomy places the organism in Eukaryota, Metazoa, Mollusca, Bivalvia, Ostreida, Ostreidae. The coding region runs from base 422 to 1495 and encodes 357 amino acids. The record is from RefSeq and is a predicted model, not a curated record. The transcript is spliced from 4 exons. Gene Ontology annotation, molecular function: hexosyltransferase activity; UDP-glycosyltransferase activity.